This is a messenger RNA of Panthera uncia (snow leopard), 5429 nucleotides long. It is a transcript of the gene FKRP, whose product is annotated as fukutin related protein. The record is from RefSeq and is a predicted model, not a curated record. The transcript is spliced from 2 exons. NCBI's taxonomy places the organism in Eukaryota, Metazoa, Chordata, Mammalia, Carnivora, Felidae. Gene Ontology annotation, biological process: protein O-linked glycosylation via mannose. Bases 440 to 1927 code for a protein of 495 amino acids. Gene Ontology annotation, cellular component: Golgi apparatus.
CCAGGGACCCUAGGAACCAGGCCCACCAAGGCAGGGGAUGUUUUAGGAUUGUGUCUCAGGAUGGAGUGUGUCUAGGGAAGGCGUUGUCACGGUAACAGCUCUGGUCACUUCUAGCCCCACCUCUCUGGACACAUUCAUAAGAAAGGGAUGGUUAUAGGUCGCUGUGGUAAGUGACAUGCUUCCCACCCACUCCUGAGACACUCCAGGCGGUGCCUGAGCUUAUGGAACUUCAAGAAAAAGGAUUCUCUGACCUUCUCGCUGCCACUUCUGUAGGUAAGAUGAAGCCGUACUCUCUUGUGCAAAAUUGGCUGAUUUGGGGUUUUCUGGUCCUUGUUCCCUCAGCGGUGCAUUUGAGCUGGUCUGGAACCGCCCACCGGGAGCUCCCACCGCAGCCUAGGAGGAUGCCCUGGAGGCCCAGCUAGGGCCGGACUUUGGCCCCAUGCGGCUCACCCGCUGCCAGGCUGUCCUGGCAGCCGCCAUCACGCUCAACCUCCUGGUCCUCUUCUAUGUCUCGUGGCUACAGCACCAGCCCAGGAACUCCCGGGCCCGGGGUCCCCGCCGUGGAGCUGCCGCCGGCCCCCGCGUCACCGUCCUGGUGCGCGAGUUCGAGGCCUUCGACAACGCGGUGCCAGAGCUGGUGGACUCCUUCCUGCAACAGGACGCAGCCCAGCCGGUGGUGGUGGCCGCCGACACGCUCCCCUACCCACCCCUGGCCCUGCCCCGGGUUCCCAACGUUCGUCUGGCGCUACUCCAGCCCGCCCUGGACCGGCCCGCCGCCGCCUCGCGCCCCGAGACCUAUGUAGCCACCGAGUUCGUGGCCCUGGUGCCCGACGGGGCUAGGGCCGAGGUACCGGGCCAGCUGGAGCACAUGGUGGAGGUGCUCCGGGCCGGAGGCGCACGCCUGGUGGCCGCCCCCGUCGCCUCCGCCAACCCCGCCCGCUGCCUGGCCCUGAACGUCAGCCUGCGCGAGUGGACCGCCCGCUACGGCCCCGCCCCGUCCGCGCCCCGCUGCGACGCCCUGGACGGAGACGCCGUGGUGCUCCUGCGCGCCCGCGACCUCUUCAACCUGUCGGCGCCCCUGGCCCGGCCGGUGGGCACCGGCCUCUUCCUGCAGACGGCGCUCCGCGGCUGGGCCGUGCGGCUGCUGGACCUGCCGUUCGGCGCGGCGCGCCUGCCCCCGCUGGCCACGGCCCACGCGCGCUGGAAGGCGGAGCGCGAGGGGCGCGCGCGGCGGGCGGCGCUGCUGCGCGCGCUGGGCAUCCGCCUGGUCAGCGGGGAGGGCGGGCGGCUCGAGUGGUUCGGCUGCGGCAAGGAGACGCCGCGCUGCUUCGGGACGGUGGUGGGCGACACGCCGGCCUACCUGUACGAGCAGCGCUGGACGCCGCCGUGCUGCCUGCGCGCGCUGCGCGAGACCGCCCGCUACGUGGUGGGCGUGCUGGAGGCGGCGGGCGUGCGCUACUGGCUGGAGGGCGGCUCGCUGCUGGGGGCCGCCCGCCACGGGGACAUCAUCCCGUGGGACUACGACGUGGACCUGGGCAUCUACCUGGAGGACGUGGGCAACUGCGAGCAGCUGCGCGGCGCCGAGGCGGGCUCGGUGGUGGACGAGCGCGGCUUCGUGUGGGAGAAGGCCGUAGAGGGCGACUUCUUCCGCGUGCAGUACAGCGAGAGCAACCAUCUGCACGUGGACCUGUGGCCUUUCUACCCCCGCAACGGGGUCAUGACCAAGGACACGUGGCUGGACCACCGGCAGGAUGUCGAGUUCCCCGAACACUUCCUGCAGCCUCUCGUGCCCCUGCCCUUCGCUGGCUUCGUGGCGCAGGCGCCUAACAACUACCGUCGCUUCCUGGAGCUCAAGUUCGGCCCCGGGGUCAUCGAGAACCCCGAGUACCCCAACCCGUCACUCCUGAGUUUGGCGGGAAGCGGCUGAGGCUCCAGCGGCCGCUCCUGGGGUCGGGAGAAGAACGCUCAGGCGCGGGGAGCUGGCCUUUGCUUUGGCGCCGCUGGCGUUUGGUGGGCGGGCCGGGGAUACCCAGCUGCCCUGCAGGGCCCGGCACAGGCCCGGACGUCGAGGACCUACGCUGCCCAAGAUUUCCGAGAGCGUGGGCUUUAUUCAGAGCACGGACAGUUUUUGUAAAGAGGAAAGCGUGUGGGUUCUGGGCUGGACUGCCGCGACCAAAACCCCAGCUCUACCACUUGCGACUUAGGUGGGCCCGGGCGACUGUCCCAGCUUCUCUGUGCCUCAGUUUCUUCCGGGAUUCAAUGAGCGCCCUCUGUCCAGCUCACAGUCCGUGGGGCACUUGGUUGCUGGGGCUGCUUCCGCCACCAGAGGGCGCCGUUGUCCUGCUGUGGGGCCAAGGCGCCGGUAAGCCUGUCCCCUCCGUGGUUCUGUAGCUUUCCUGACUCUUGAGUCUUAGGCCUCUCUAAUCCCCUGUGUCUUGCAGGACCGGAGAACUAUCGCCCUUCGAGAGCCCCGGGAGGUGCAUGCUGCUCUUGACCUCCUCUUCCAGAGGAGGGAACAGGCUCAGAGCCCUGAGCUGCAGCUAUGGUUAAGAACCGGGUCCUGGAUGCCGGCCCCACUCCAUGCUAACGGUGUUACCUCAUGAUUUCAGCUCUCUGCACCUGUUAGCCCACGGCAAGGCCGGAUUAACAGUCGUCAUAACUGACGUUACCCAGCACAUACCGUGUGCCAGGCAUCCUUCUCAGUAUUUCACACAGAUUCACUGAUUUAUGUCUCACCCCCAGGUCCUGAGGUGAGAGCUGCUAUUAUUUCCAUUUUACAGGGGAGCAAACUGAGGCUAGAAUGGUAAAGCCAUUUGCCCAAGGUCAGACAGCUUGGGAAGUGACCGAGCAGGGACUUGAACCCAGGCAGUCAGUCUGGAGCCCACACAGAAGUUGGAUACUAUGCCCCUCUCUGUGGUACCGCUCUGCCUCUCCGAAACGCUGCUUUGCACCUAAGAAAUGGAGGUGACUGGGUGCUGGGUGGCACUUGAGUGGUAAAGGGGUCAGGAAUCAAGACUGGGGUUGGCUCCUGGCUUGGCCACUGAUUUUCCUGGUCAUCUUAGGCAAGUCACGGCCUCCCUGAACCUACAGGUCGGGUGUGGGGGAUCGGUGUCAUUGCAGACACAUGAAGCCCUUGGAGGAGGAGACCUCACAGGCCAGCAAGAGGGAAGACGAAUGCGAAUUUGUCCCAGUCUCCUGAGACUCAGAUGUCCAAAGCCUGACUUCUUAGAACACAGCCUCUGUUUUUAGCCACUGAACCCGCAAAUGGCCCCGAGACUGUUGGGUUUCCGUGGAGCGUUUGGGAAACAUACGGGGAUGAUUUGGGGUGAUCACGGGGUGCUCCUGGCUCUCCAGAGCCACGGCCCAGGGAUGGAGACGUCCCAUAAUAUGCAGGGCGUCUCCACCUAAUAAAACAUUGUCUCUUGUCACAUGCGGUUUUGAAAUGCGCCACAGGGCAUUCGUGAAGGAUGUGUGAUGUCUAAAACCUUUUGUAACAGGCACAGUAAUAUAAAUUAAUAUAUAAGUUAAUGUAUGCAUCCGUCUAUUUAAAUAUUUCUUUUUGAUUCUCUAAAGAAUGGAAACGAUCCCUCUCUAUAUACAUAUUUCUUUAAGUUGUUUGCCAGGAACAUAAGCUGAAGCUCACAUCGUUCUUAAUCGUUGCAAUGAUUUUGUUUUAUUUAGAAACUUAUUUAGAAAUUGUUGGUGUGAUUUCUUGACACAGCUAUAUAUAUAUAUAUAUAUAUUCGUAUAUAUUUAUGAAUAUAUAUAUCGCUUAUUUAUUUAUUAUAUAAAAUAUAUAUAAAAUGACCCUGCCUUAGCUGUGAUUUGAUAAGGGAACCCCAUCAAGUGCUUCUGGCAACUUCCCACCGAACUCAGUUUCAUCAGGUGACUUGGGGUCUCAAUAGAUCAUUUCUCUUGGCAUUAUCCACGGCGUUUUGGUGUUUUCUCCUCUCCUCACUGUUCUUGAACUGUCAGCAAUUACACUAAAAUCUUUUGUAGCCUCUCUAAUACUGUGUGACAGCUUUGUGCAUUAGCUAUCUUUAUUAUCGAUUAAGUAAUAAUAUGGCAGAAAACCCUACCGCAGCAAUUAGCUUGAAUUAAUGAGUUUAUAUGAGGAUGUGUAUUACUGGGUUUAGUGCUCUCGCUUUUAGCUAGAACAGAGACGUUUCGGUAUUGUAAAAACCAGCACUUUCAUACCAAUGUCUACUAACCAAAUUUUAGCCUCACUCAGAAAACCCUGGGUAAGAAUCAUCGGAGCCCAGGGUGGUCCAGCUGCCUCAGCCAGAAGAGCAUGCGACUCUUGAUCUCUGGAUCGUGAGUUCAAGCCCCACCUUGGGUGCAGGGAUUACUUAAAUAAAAAGUAAAUAAAGUUUAGAAAUCAAAAGGGGCGGCUGGGUGGCUCAGUCGGUUAAGCAUCCAGCUUAGGCUCAGGUCAUGAUCUCGCGGUCUGUGAGUUCGAGCCCCGCGUCGGGCUCCGUGCUGACAGCUCAGAGCCUGGAGCCUGUUUCGGAUUCUGUGUCUCCCUCUCUCUCUGCCCGUACCCCACUCCCACUCUUGUCUCUCUCUCUCAAAAAUAAGCAUUAAAAUUUAAUUAAAAAAAAUUAUCUGAGCCCAGAACCGAACUCUCUAUUCAUGCAAACACAAAGUCCUUUGUGUAAGGUUUUAAUAGGUCCUAAAUGAGGCAAGUUUGUAUGGUGUUUUGUUCAAAACCCGGCCAAGGAUUGUCAACAAUUUCUGAAAAUCAUGUUCUACGUGGCUCUUGAUAAUCAAACACCAAUAGCAUGGAGCUGCCUACAUUACGCAUGUAAAGAAAUAUCUAGCUACCUCCUUGGGUUCUCGGUUCUGCCCCACAGAUUUUCGUAUUAAAAUUCCUGUUAUAAAUUACCGUUUUAUUUCUUUUUUGUUACAUUUAGGGCAAUAGAGAGAUGGGGGGGGGGAGGUUGUGUGGGGUUUUUUUUUAAGUUUAUUUUGAGAGUGCAAGCACAAGUGGGGGGAGGCAGAGAGGGAGAGAGAGAAUCCCGAGCAGACUCUGUGCUGACCAAGGUGGGGCUCGAACCCAUGAACUGUGAGAUCAGGACCUGAGCCGAAAAUCAAGAGUCAGAGGCUUAACCGACUGAGCCACCCAGGCGCCCCUAAGAGAUUGUUUUUAAAAUCAUGCGCAGGGGGGCGCCUGGGGGGCUCCAUCAAAAGAGCAUGUGACGCUCUCAGGGUCAUGAGAUUGAGCCCCACACUGGGUAUAGAGGUAACUAAAAUAAGUAAACUUAAAUAAAGUCAUGUGCAGAUGAGUUACAUUAUCUAUUUCAUUUCAUUCCAUUUCAGCAGAGCCAAGAGGGUUUUCCCAGAGCUGAUAGUCAAGCCAUCACAUGCGCUGGUGUGGCCAUCAGGGUGGUUCAAACAUGAAAAUAUCAGAUUAUAGAUUCAACCUGUUG